This is a messenger RNA of Rotaria sordida, 516 nucleotides long. Lineage: Eukaryota; Metazoa; Rotifera; Eurotatoria; Philodinida; Philodinidae. The record is from the annotation of a GenBank genome assembly.
AUGUAUCGAUGUGAAAAAUCAUCAAAAUGUAUUUCAAAGCAACGUCUUCUUGAUGGCAUUCCUGACUGUCCAUUUGAUGAUGAUGAAACAUUUAAUCAAAGUUGUUCGCUUAACGAUAUUCGUCAACGUUUUAGAUGUUCAAAUGAUAACAAUGAAAAAUGUUUUGCAUCAUUAGUUAUUCAAGAUGGAAAGAAAGAUUGCAAAUAUGGCGAAGACGAAAGCAAUAAAAAGCAACAGAUGAUAGAGAAGCAUAUUUAUUUUCAAGCGAUAUGUGAUGGAAUAACAGAAUUGUUACCUGUAUUGAUUGAUGGAAAAAAUGAAACAGAUGAGACACAAUGUCAUUAUUGGCCAUGUAAUAAUACUUACUCUAGAUGUGAUCAAUUUUGGUCGUGUAAAGAUGGAGCUGAUGAAGUUAAUUGUCCAUCUUCGACUUGUCCUGAACUCUAUCAUGAAUGUGUUUUCCCAAAUGAUACAUCUAAAGUGUCAUGUUUACCAAUUACUAAAUUUUGCCGAUAA